This is a messenger RNA of Camelina sativa (false flax), 1371 nucleotides long. Its product is annotated as putative 3'(2'),5'-bisphosphate nucleotidase 3. The record is from RefSeq and is a predicted model, not a curated record. Gene Ontology annotation, molecular function: 3'(2'),5'-bisphosphate nucleotidase activity. Lineage: Eukaryota; Viridiplantae; Streptophyta; Magnoliopsida; Brassicales; Brassicaceae. Gene Ontology annotation, biological process: sulfate assimilation.
UUGAGAAGAAAGAAGAAGAAGAAGAAGAAGAAGAAGAAGUUGGUUCAGAGUCGCGAGAGGUUUUAUGAUAUAAAAUCGAUUCUUAUAGAGAUUUUGUUAUCUCUAUUCCUUCUUUCUUCUUUCAACUUCGUUCAUUCUAAUGUCUUACGAUGAAAUGCUUACUGCUGCAAAGAAAGCUGUCUCUCUCGCUGCUCGUCUCAGCAACGAAGUGAGGAAAUCUCUGUUGGUAACUGACGUUUGGAACAAAUCUGAUGAUAGUCCUGUUACUGUUGCUGAUUAUGGCUCGCAGGCGGUGGUUAGCCUUGUACUAGAAAGGGAACUCAAGAAUGAACCUGUUUCUUUAGUCGCUGAAGAGGAUUCUGGUGAGCUAAGGAAGAUUGCUGCUGAGAAUGUUUUGGCUCGCAUUACAGAGCUUGUGAAAGAUACUCUUGCAAGUGAUGAAUCAUAUGCUGCUUCUCCUUUAUCUUCCGAUGAUGUGCUCAAUGCUAUAGACCGUGGUAAAUCAGAAGGUGGUCCCAAGGGUCGCCAUUGGAUCUUGGAUCCUAUAGGUGGCACUAGAGGAUUUAUAAGAGGAGAACAAUAUGCAAUAGGAUUAGCAUUGUUGGUGGAAGGCAAAGUAGUACUUGGUGUAAUGGCUUGUCCUAAGCUUCCUUUUUCAUCAACUGCUGGUAACACACUCAAGUCUUCACCUGAAAAAGUUGGUUGCCUUUUCUAUGGUUCUGUUGGCACCGGGACUUAUGUCCAGUCUCUCAGUGUUGACUCUCUUCCUGUGAAGGUAGAGGUAAGCAGCGUAGAUGAUCCUGCUAAAGCGAGUUUCUUCGAGUCAUACCACACACCUGUCCCCAUCCAUAACACAAUUGCUAAGAAACUGGGGAUAAAAGACUCACCAAUCAAGAUCAAUAGUCAGACAAAGUAUGCAGCUUUAUCUAGAGGAGAUGGAGAGGUGUACUUGAGGUUUACUCGCAAACCAAGGCCCGAAUCAAUAUGGAAUCACGCCGCUGGCUCAAUCAUCGUUUCAGAAGCGGGAGGAAAAGUGACUGAUGCAGCUGGGGAUCCGUUGGACUUUUCGAAAGGCAAGUAUCUUGAUUACAAGAGAGGAAUUGUUGUAACGACGCAGAAACUGUUGCCAAGGCUUUUGAAAGCAGUAAGAGAAUCAAUUAAAGAAGAAGAAGAGGAAGAAGAGGAAGAAGAGAAAACUGCUUCUGUGAAACUUCACUAACACGCAACUGUAAUAUACUUAUUAUUUUUGUUGUUGUCUUUGGGUAUAUAUACUAUGUCUGUGUCUGUGUUCUUUUCACACAGUCUAUUUAUUAAAAAAAAAUAUACGUAUAUCUCACCUCUGAUAUAUAAGAAAACACUAAUUUAUCUUUA